Molecule: messenger RNA, 2394 nt
Organism: Cydia pomonella (codling moth)
Lineage: Eukaryota; Metazoa; Arthropoda; Insecta; Lepidoptera; Tortricidae
Exons: 2
Coding region: 438-845 (135 amino acids)
Source: RefSeq, a predicted model, not a curated record
GUCCACCCGCCAGUACCUGCUCGGCGCUGCAGUCGGACGCGUCGACCAACCUGUUUUUAAAUUCCGAAUACCGACCGUUGCGGUCGAAUUGAGUUGGCUAUUUUAAAAUAGUACAAUGCAGUGCGUGUUCAUUUGAGUUUAUUUAAAUAAAGAAUUGUUUUGGUGCGAAGAUAAGGACCGAGGAAAAUAUAAUAAGCAACUGUAAAAUAUUAUGAUAAAAAAACAAUAUUUAGUGUGCUCCGGUUAAAUUCAGUCUAAAACAAAUAAUCGUCAAGUGAUUUAGUGACAUUGAUUUGUGUUUAAAGAAUUAACUAAUUGUUUCUUGUGUUAAUAUUAAUAGAAACGAAAAAAGAAGUUUGCACUUCGGUUCUGUGUGUGUUCAAGCAGAAUUCGAAUAUAACCGUCAGUUAUAUUUAAUUGGAGCAAAAGUAAACAGGAUGGCCGCGACAAGUGUGUCGACCCCGAUAAAUAGAAUAACGCGAGAUAAUCUGACAGUGUUGAUAAGGAACAACAUAUUGGAUGACUCCGUGGAGUUUAUGUCCGAUAAUGAUAUGAUGGAAACUGAUUCUCCAGUACGCAGCAAAAAUCUGCAGCCAGUAAGCAAAAAGCUCUUCCACUCCCCGAUGCAAAACACAGAAGUUGAAGUCCAAACUACCAGGAGUCCAGAAAACCGGAGAAGAAACAGAAAGAGGAAACAGCUCCUUAUCCCUGACGGGAGUGAGAGGUUUAAGAAGGCGUACAUACAGUGCGAAGAGGGGUAUAGCGAGAAUAUGGGGGGGAUGAGAAAGAAAGUGUUGAUCAGCCUGUUUCAUAAUAAGGAGUAUUCUAUGGAUGUUGGAAUUUAGAUGUCAGAUUUAGUAAUAUAUGUUUAAGAAGAUAUUCGGUUGAUGAACUGGCCAAACUAGGCAAGACAUGUUGCUAAUUUUAACUUGAUGUUAAGCCAUCAAGCCUUCGAGCAACACCGGCUUCCGACACGUCAGAAGGGAGGAGCCUAAGCGAUAUCUGACCGAACAAAUCUUUCUGCCAUUUUUUGCGGGGGGAAACGUGCACACGGUCGCACUUCUCACUCACUACCAGAGAUCGGACAAAUUUGCGUCAUUGCUCGCAAUAAUGUGGACAUGACUCCAAAAUUAAACAAAUAUGUAAUCAUUUAAUUAAUUUCUUACUUGACUUAAAUUUUAAUUCCUAGUCAAUAAAUACAAAAGUUUGUUAAAGUAUAGAUUUAUUAACGAAAAUAAUCAGUAUUUUUUCCAAAAUUUCUGCAGUCAGUCUAUUUCUUUUUACAUCAAAAAUAUACUUAAGUGCUGAAAAACUUCGCUCGCACUCCACUGAUGUUAAUGGGGCAAACUUAAGUAGUUUUAUAUAUAUUUUCUGUUAUUUGUUUAGUUUAUCCCGAUUUUGAGGUUAUCGCCCACAACUUAGAACAGAAAAUAAACUCUGAAUUAUACUGGAAUAAUAAUAUUCCUAUAAAACUACUUAAGUUUGCCCCAUUAACAUCAGUGGAGUGCGAGCGGAGUUUUUCAGCACUUAAGUAUAUUUUUGAUGUAAAAAGAAAUAGACUGACUUGACUGCAGAAAAUUUGGAAAAAAUACUGAUUAUUUUCUUAAUAAAUCUAUACUUUAACAAACUUUUGUAUUUAUUGACUAGGAAUUAAAAUUUAAGUCAAGUAAGAAAUUAAUUAAAUGAUUACAUAUUUUAUUAAUUUUGGAGUCAUGUCCACAUUAUUGCGAGCAAUGACGCAAAUAUGUCCGAUCUCUGCUCACUACAUACAAAAUCCAAUCUGUAAUGACGAUACAUAGAAAAUGACACACGUCAAAGACAAAUCUUGCACACCUCGAUCUCUUUUUGUGUACGGACGAGUCACAACAUGCACCGCCAGUGGCACAGUUGUGCCACUCCUUUGGCAGAGGAUAAAUAGUAUGAAUGCCGUCUCCCUUCCCUGUGUUGCUCGAAGCAUCAAGCAUCUAAAAGUGCCAUUUGGCAACUUUAUUUCAUAUGUUUUAGCAACAGUCUAGCGACAAAAAGAAAAUUUGAAUAUUAGUGUCUUUCAAGACUUCGAUAGUUGUAAGUUUAUUUUAGUUUCUACAUAAAGUUCCUACUCAAUAAGGUUUUAUCUUAAUAUAAAAAUUCAUGGGGGCCCUGUCGGCACGGCUGAUCGACGCCACUGGAGACCAUAGGGCUGGCGCUUACCUCUCCCAGCGUAUAUCCCUGGCAAUACAGAGAGGUAACGCGGCCAGCGUUAUGGAAUCUUUGCCGCUGGCGGAGGCUUUAGAAAGGGUAUUCUUUUUUUAAUUAAUUUGUUCAUUAGUAUAUCUUUUACUUUUAGUUUUAUUUAAUAUUAGUUUAAUUUUUAAGUAGUUUUAUUUUAUGACUAGUUUAGUUUUAAUUUUAUAC